Molecule: messenger RNA, 1630 nt
Organism: Effrenium voratum
Lineage: Eukaryota; Dinophyceae; Suessiales; Symbiodiniaceae
Source: the annotation of a GenBank genome assembly
AGCUUGUGGCUCAAAGGAUGUCAGCCACUCACUGAAGGUAAGUGGCCAUGGCGGAAGAGGCGCCCGCAAGCCCCGCGGGCGAUGCCCAGGCGCCAGUGGACGAGGAGUCAGCCAGCCGCACGUUCUUCACCGGCAUCGAUGCAGAAGCCGGCAAGAAGAAGGGCUCCAAGGACAAGAACAGGUUCAGGAAUCUGGAAGCCACAGAUGCCGGCAACAAGAUCAUGACUCACUUCCAGGACCUCACGCAUUUGGCCAACUCCUUGGAUCUCCGCAUGGAAGCCCUCCUCAAAGAGCACGAGCAGGAUUUCUUCCUGGCAUACAAGACCCACAUGUACAAAGUCCAGAAAGAUAUCAAGCUGCUCCGAAUGAAGGCGGAGCAGGAAGAAGCCAAGACCCGGGAGGACACCAAGAUCAAGGCGCUGGAAGGCGAGCUGGACCGCUUCAUGACGCAGGCACUUCGACUUGACGAGCUCUGCAAGGGAUACAAGAAGGAGGUGGACAAAUGGAAGGCCAAGGCCGAAGCGCUGGAUGAGGACCGAAGGUUCUUGGAGGACCAGAUCAAAGGUGCCAAGCGCCAGAACAAGAUCCUUCGAGCCGCAGCAGAGCGUGCGCGAUCGUCUGCGUACUCGGCGCUGAACGCCACAAAGGCCAAGUCCGAGGGGGCGGAACUGGAGGCGGAGCCCUCUCCGCCGCUGGGCGAGGUCGGCCGAAGGCCCGCGAGCUCCAGCCGCGCCGUGGGCUCUGCGGCCCGGCGGGUGAUGGAGGCUCGCUCGGCGACGCCGGAGGUGGCCAGUCGAGGGCCGGACAGACUGCAAGACGCAAUCACUCCGGCCGGCACUCGUGCAGCGACUAGUGGGCCAACAGGCCGCAGUGUGCUUGGCAACGAGGCCGAGCAGAGAUACGUAGAGGCGAUCCAAAGCCUGAAAGAGGGCAUUCAGAAGGAGCAGUACAAUGUCCGCAUGCUGCAGGCUGCGCGUGCAACUUCUUACUCGCACAAGAGUGAGAUGGAGGAGUUCUUCCUGAAGUGCAUCGACGAAGCCCGGAAAGAGCUCAUGAGGAAGAAGCACAUCACGGUGAACUGGGAAAAGUCUGACAGGGAAAAGGUGCUGGAAGCCAUGCUCAACAACGAGGACAUUCUGGUGUGUCUCUAUGAGAAGCUCUUCCCACACCGAACAGGCAUUGCCAGGAGCUUGGGAGGCGCGAACGAGGGCCCCCAGACUCUGGACUUCUAGGCCGCGCGUUUUUGUUCCUUCGGCCGAGCGAAGGACGGAUGGCUCGGUGCUUUUUUGAGUCGGUGCCCUGUUUUGGGUGUUUUUUAAGGGAAGCUGAAAGGAAAGCCCAAGCCGUUUUCGGGUGUCUCCGAAAAAAAGAGACAUCUUUGUAGAUCACACACACGGCGCAUGGACGGAGAGACUGCCAGGCAGCUCACUUCCCACGAAUUCCAGGCACCAAAGUGUGUGUCUCAGUCGUUGCACAAGAACAAGUCUCCAGGCGUCAAGAUUCAUUACAGGUGAGAGCAGAGGCCUCCUGAUGGGAAGCCAAUGGCCACGUCUCACUGAAAGUCUCACUCGUGCAACAGGACCUGUUUCUUGACCCAAAAAUAACGCUGAGCGCGGCGUGGCAAGGCGGC